CUUCCGGUGGUUGGAGCCGUGGCGAGAGCGUGGAGUGGAUCUAUUCUCUUAAAAAUUCUUUAAAAUGAGCGUGCCAGCAUUUAUCGAUAUUACAGAGGAAGAUCAGGCUUCAGAGCUCCGAGCCUACAUCAAAUCCAAAGGAGCUGAGAUCUCUGAGGAGAAUUCAGAAGGUGGCCUCCAUGUAGACCUGGCUCAGAUUAUUGAAGCCUGUGACGUCUGUCUCAAGGAUGAUGACAAAGAUGUUGAGAGUGUGAUGAACAGCAUCGUGUCUCUCCUCUUGAUUCUGGAGACAGAGAAGCAGGAGGCUCUAAUAGAGAGUCUGUGUGAGAAGCUGGUCAAGUUUCGCGAGGGUGAGCGUCCCUCACUAAGGAUGCAGCUCCUCAGCAACCUGUUCCAUGGUAUGGAUGAAAACACACCUGUGAGGUACACUGUGUACUGCAGUCUCAUCAAAGUAGCAGCCGCCUGCAAUGCCAUCGCGUUCAUACCAACGGAACUUGAUCAGGUGCGUAAGUGGAUCACAGACUGGAACCUGAAUACAGAGAAAAAGCACACUCUGCUGAGACUGGUCUAUGAGGCACUUGUCGACUGCAAGAAGAGUGAAGCAGCAGCUAAAGUAAUGGUGGAGCUGCUUGGCAGUUACACAGAGGACAAUGCCUCACAGGCUCGGGUAGAUGCCCACAGGUGCAUUGUACGUGCUCUAAAAGACCCAAACACGUUCCUGUUUGACCACCUCUUGGCCCUGAAACCCGUGCGCUUCUUGGAAGGAGAACUCAUCCAUGACCUGUUAACCAUCUUCGUAAGUGCAAAGCUAGCGGCAUAUGUGAAGUUUUAUCAGAGCAACAAAGACUUCAUUGACUCUCUUGGCUUGUCUCAUGAGCAGAACAUGGCUAAGAUGCGAUUACUGACCUUUAUGGGCAUGGCUGUGGAGUUUAAGGAGAUCUCCUUUGACACCAUGCAGCAGGAGCUGCAGAUUGGCGCUGAUGAUGUGGAGGCCUUUGUCAUUGAUGCUGUGCGGACCAAGAUGGUUUAUUGCAAAAUUGACCAGACACAGCGAAAAGUUGUUGUGAGCCACAGCACACAUCGCACCUUUGGCAAGCAGCAGUGGCAGCAACUUUAUGACACCCUCAGCUCCUGGAAGCAGAAUCUGGCCACUGUGAAGACCAGCCUUCAAACCCUCUCUCCCUCUGCCUAGUAACCCUGCCCCAACUCCCCAAGAGAAGCUGUGUCUAUUUCAGUUUUUUUAUUUACUCAAUAAAAUACUAAUGACAACCA
Chanos chanos (milkfish) is the source of this 1272-nucleotide messenger RNA. RefSeq names its product eukaryotic translation initiation factor 3, subunit M (gene eif3m). Gene Ontology annotation, biological process: cytoplasmic translational initiation. Gene Ontology annotation, cellular component: cytoplasm; eukaryotic translation initiation factor 3 complex. The record is from RefSeq and is a predicted model, not a curated record. The transcript is spliced from 11 exons. Lineage: Eukaryota; Metazoa; Chordata; Actinopteri; Gonorynchiformes; Chanidae. Gene Ontology annotation, molecular function: translation initiation factor activity. The coding region runs from base 65 to 1192 and encodes 375 amino acids.